AGGUGACAGGAAUGUCAGGUCUCCCAAUGCAAGCUUGGAGGGUAAUUCUAAGUUGAAUCUAACGUUAAUAGCACACAGAUAACACCCACUGGGCACUGCUUGGCUGAAGCUUGAGCGGUGGGCUAGGAUCUGAGGGAACCCAGCUGAGGCCAGCGGCUGCAGCAGUGCAAGGCGGGGCUGCCGCUGCACCUGUGCAUCCCAGCUUCGGCUGGUCCCCUCACCUGGACAGAGGCAGCCGAGCCACAUCCCACGGAGAGGCCACAGCCACGGUGGGGAGCGGUGGAGUGGCCCACGAGAGUCUGAGCCAGAGUAAAGCCACCUUGGAUCAACCUUGAGCCACAGCCCACUGCUGAGAGGACCUGCCUGGACAGAGCAUCUCUGAGAUCCCAAGGUGCUGGCUCUGCACAUAUUGACUUCUUGUUACCAGAAUGGGGAAACAGAACAGCAAGCUGCGCCCUGAAGUCAUGCAAGACUUACUGGAAAGCACAGACUUCACAGAGCACGAGAUCCAGGAGUGGUACAAAGGCUUCUUGAGAGACUGCCCCAGCGGACAUUUAUCAAUGGAAGAGUUUAAGAAAAUAUAUGGGAACUUUUUCCCUUAUGGGGAUGCUUCCAAAUUUGCAGAGCAUGUCUUCCGCACCUUCGAUGCCAAUGGUGACGGGACAAUAGACUUUAGAGAGUUCAUCAUAGCCCUGAGUGUGACGUCAAGGGGCAAGCUGGAGCAGAAGCUGAAGUGGGCCUUCAGCAUGUAUGACCUGGAUGGUAAUGGCUACAUCAGCAAGGCAGAAAUGCUGGAGAUUGUACAGGCGAUCUACAAAAUGGUUUCCUCUGUCAUGAAAAUGCCUGAAGAUGAAUCAACCCCAGAGAAAAGGACAGAAAAGAUCUUCCGCCAGAUGGAUACCAAUAGAGAUGGAAAACUCUCCCUGGAAGAAUUCAUCCGAGGGGCCAAGAGCGACCCAUCCAUUGUGCGUCUCCUGCAGUGUGACCCCAGCAGCGCCGGCCAGUUUUGAGCCCUGCACCCCCAAAGACGCUACAGCUGCUUGUGUCUCUCCUGAUUAGCUUUUAAACUUACUUCGUUUUUGUUCUUUUGUUUUUGCCAAACAAUAUUGAUGGUGACACUGUGCCCUCUUCAGUCAGAUGUGCCCUCCUGUGCCACUUUUGCCCCUUGCUUCUUUCAUGGUGGAUGUGAAUGCCCAGAGCCCGUGUGCUUGUGGAGAGCAUGCACAGACUUCGUGGUGUUCCCUGGUGGAUGACUUUUUUAAUCAUCUUUUUUUUUUCCUUUGAUUCUCAUGUCUCCAUCUUAAAACCCAAGACUUGAGGGGCAAGAGAAGGGAAGUACAUCUAACCCAGAUAUCCUUCUGCAAGCUUGGAGGAGCUUUGUUUGAAACACAAAACCCCUAACCUGGGUCUGUUGUCACACAUGCCCUCGGAGCUGUAGCAGACACCUGAGGCUAAGUUUUCUAAGAACAGGUUACCCUCUGGGGAGAGGCUAUUAAAGGGAGCUGGGACAUUCCCCCCAGAGGCCACUCCCUUCCGCCCCAGCAGGCUGUAAUUUCUAAGCUGUGAACCUUUCAAGGUAAAUUAACAGAGAUGGGAAAAGAUGGCUCAGCUGUUUGUUUUGUUUUUUUUUUUUUCCUCCCACAGGUUUACACAAGUUGAGCUAAUACGAGUUUCUUUAAAAAAAAAAUCAAAUACAUAUUCAAAAGCCAGACCCAUCUUGUUGCCUACUUGUGAUUUAUAAAGACUGCUGUAUAUAAAACAUUGGGCAUUGCAGACCAAAUUAAGUGUUUUGCCUUGUAAAUGCAUGUUUAGUGAGUGCUAAUACAAUCUUACUGCAGAAGACUGUUUUAGUAGCUUAUUGUGAAGCCAACUACAAUGAAUGUCAAUGUCUUGUUUUAAAGUCAUAGCUGUCUUUGCACAAAUGUACCAGUUAACAAGUAUAUUUUAUAUACUCCAUAAAACCACAAAAGAACAGUGACAAGGGACCAGCUUUGAUUUCGAAUGGCUUCCUGGAGUCAAGGUGGCUGGAGGACACGAGGAAGCCAGCUGUCCAGGCGUCCUGCCCAUCAGAGCAGCACUGGGAGCUCCACGGUGACAAGGGGCCAAGGCCCAGCAGUAUACAGGCAUCCAGCGCAGGUGCGACGACGCUUGGCUCAGCAGAUGAAUGUUCUACAGACGCAGAAAAACUAACAGAGACUUCCUAGCAGUUUAACCCACGUCCUUGGUAGGGUAGCCACAUCUCCUGCCUCCAGGUACCCUCUAAAUGGUCAGGUAUGGGAUAGCCAGGCAAUUCACCCAUUAUAAGAGCCAGCAAAGGGACCUGCAGUGCCCAAGGCUGGCUGUGGGGAUGCUCUUCCUCACUGUGAGAGAGCGCUCUUCCUCACUGUGUUCUUGGAAUGCAGCAAAGCUGAGCUGCUGCUGCCUCCGCUGGUCACCUCAUGCACACUACUUUGAAAUGAGGGCCAGAAAUAAAAAAACUCCUGGCCACAGGCAAGACAAAGCCUCACAAGGAGCUUGUAUCAGAAGGUCUCAAUACUCAAGAACAUCGGUGGCAGACCCUGCCUGAGAGGAAGCGGGAAGGUCUCUGUCUGGCAGCCAUGCCCUGUAGAACAAAAACCGCAAAAAGAUAAACACAACCAGAAGGAAAGUUCCUGCCAGCCCGCAGGUCCCCCCCGCCCCCCACAGUGACACUCUUAACUGGCAGAAGUUUAAACUUGAAUGGUGGAUUAAAAUGAAUCACUUAGUAGAUUGAAAUUUUGACACCUAGAUUUUGUAAUCUUAAUCUUUCCUAGUGUUGUUUUCCUUAUAUUUUGUACCAAGGUUUGCCAACUCGUGUGGACCAAAUGGUAAAAUCUGUUUUUGCAAAGAAGAAUUAACUCAAGUGGUUGAACAGCAACAGGUGAAGGGAGCCAACAAGCUGGUGUUUGUGAGGUAGACUCACCUAGUUGGGCUCUGCCUAAGGUUGAGCCAAACCCUGUGUUUCCUAGAACUUAGGGUUGGGGUGGGAACUGGAGGUGCUUGCCAGCUAUUAGGAAAUGAAAGAGCAAAGGUUAUGAAUGAACCCUGUGGUCCCCAGAAAGCAUGAAGAGUUCCAGAACUGGUUACGCCACAGACCUACCAGACCUAUCUGUAUGUUUUCUUCCUCCUCAUCCCCCACCUCACCCCAGGAAGGCAUUGGAUAUGUGUAACUUUUAUGCAUGUGUGUUGGACCAAUGGACUUCACAGCAUCAAGAGGGCCAAGUGCCUGAAGACAUCUCUCACUCCUGUGGCUAGGCAUUGUCUUUGCUGUGUUCAGAGAGCUCUGGAGGAAAUGGAGCCUGUUUUGUUCCAAGUAGAGGCAGCUUGUGCUGUCCAUGGGACUGGACUAAAUGGCUUAUGAGUUGAAGGACGUUUCAGAAUGCCUGACUGUUCAUACCUCGCUUAGGAUGGUGAAGGGAUGCUAUGGGUACCACCCUACCCCAGCAAUACUCCCUGGGGGACUUUCUACAGAUGAAUUUAAUAAUAUAUAUGUCAUACUAUGUGGAGUGGUCCCAUUACAGUUGAUUGUGUAGCUCUUGCCUGGCAUUAAAGCAUGUUUAUUAUUUAAUA
Messenger RNA from Mastomys coucha (southern multimammate mouse), 3588 nucleotides. RefSeq names its product neurocalcin delta (gene Ncald). Gene Ontology annotation, molecular function: tubulin binding; calcium ion binding; actin binding. The transcript is spliced from 6 exons. Gene Ontology annotation, biological process: calcium-mediated signaling. The record is from RefSeq and is a predicted model, not a curated record. Lineage: Eukaryota; Metazoa; Chordata; Mammalia; Rodentia; Muridae. Bases 429 to 1010 code for a protein of 193 amino acids. Gene Ontology annotation, cellular component: cytosol.